AUUGUGUUAUGUAAGAAAUUAGAAUUGCGUAUUUCAUUUUUUUUUCUUGCAUUCUCAUCUUUUGUCAAUAUGCAUGUGCCGAGAUAUGUAUUUCUCAUGACAAUGAUGAAGAUGGAAUAUCGUACUGCCUGAGACGAAACCACCAGCGACGGCGCAGUGUGAAACGAACAGCACGAAUUGCGACGGGGUUGCUACGCCUCCCAGCUUUAUAGAGAGGGUAGUAGGUAGCCCUACUAGCCUGGCAUCGUUCUCGCUACCGACGUCGUGUUGUGAUACCGAUCUACAGUUUUCGUCGCAGUAUUGACUUACGGGACAGAUAUAAAACGCAUAUUAUAUAUCAAUUAUCAAUUACGAUACGCGACAUCCUGUGAGAGUACCGAUGUGUGUGCAACGCGAGACUAAUGUUUAAACCGAUGAUGCGUUCGCGGAGAGUGAAACGCGAGGAAAAACUGAUUAGUGCGUCUCUUUUGAGCUAAGAAUAUCCUCUUGUAGGGAAGAAUCUUUAAAAAAUAAAAGAAGAAAACACGCGUAUACAAACAUAAUUCCAAAUACAGAGAUAAAAAACACGCUUUAUAAAACGUUGACUCGAUAUUAAACAAUAGAUACUUCCGAAUUCUUGCAGAAUGUACGUGAACUAUAAGAGAAUUUUGAGAAAAAAAAGAAAGAGUAAGAUGGACAGCUCUCAUGUAUGCGGAGCAAAUAAAAUCGUAAAUACAGCUUAGAUGUGUGAUUGAAGGUAUAUCUGAAUAUACUAGAAUUUUUUUUAGAAUCAUUCCACUUUAAAGAACGCGAGCUGAAGUUUUAAUUGCUUGGAAUGCAAGUAUAUUGACCGAUUACAUUGUUGAUACAUUUCUCAUUGUUGAAUGAUAUAUAAACCAACUUCAGCUAUUUACAGAACUUUGUUGUUAAAUCUGUUAUAAAAUAUUUCUCCAAAAACGAUAAUGUUCUUCAAACGAUAAGUGCGUAAUACAACACGAAAGAUACAUGUAUGUUGAUUGCUAAUUUUCUGAUAAUAGUUAUAUUUACACGGUUAAUUACAUACCUAAUAGAGUAAGUAUACGUUAUCAUGACAUAUCGCGUGAAAUAAUCAACGGAGAAAAAAAUUAGUGCUGGCAAAAGUAUUAGUAAAAAUUGAACUCCGAUCGAGAGACAAUGUUCACAUCGAAGAAACAACUUCUCAGCAUCAUCUUCUGGUGCGUCGUCAAAUGUGGCGGUGAACGUUCGAUAGUAUAGAUAAUAAAUAAUAUGGCGUGUCUUGGCUCGCAGUCGAUAACGUCAAGGAUCGAAAGGCAUGUCAACGAUUCUAUAUAAAAAAAAGAGGCUAGACAACAAAAAUACAAAGAAACUUCUCAAAGGACGAGGAACAAAGAAUUACUGAAAGAAGAAAAGUAGCAGACAAUCGAAUUACAGAAACAAAACAUAUAUUCUUCAGAUUGAUCCAAAGAAUUUGCAAAAUUUUUGAAACAGUUUUUGAGUGAUACAGUCUAUAUUUGUACAUAUGUGGCAAGAUUAGACUAAAAGUUUUCUUUUAUGUCUAAAACAACUAAAUUGUGAUGCUUUGAAAAAUUUAAAAUAUUAUUUUCUAAGGAUUAAAAAGAACUACUUAUGACUCGUAGUUUUUUUAGACGAAGAAGAAAAAAUGUCUUCUGAGACAAGGAGCCGGCUAAGAAACGUUGAAAGAAUAAGUCAAGAUAAAUCGGAAAUGAAGAAUGGCGCCAUGUUUUAAGGUAGUAUAAUAUCUGUAUCAAAUACAGAGAUUGACAAGAGGAACAAGAGACACGGGAGUGAGGUCGCGACGAUUGGGAAAUAAAGAUAACCGAGAAGAGCGGCAUCAGGUUGAUACACGCAAAGUGGGGACGUUGCAGAAAUGGGUCAAGAGUAUCUCGGCAAUAGCAGUAUAUCAGCUUCUACUUGACUGAAAAAUCAGCGCGAGUGUGAUAUCGAAUACGUGCUUAAUGUGCGGAUUAAAUUUGACAAAAGAAAAUGAGAUAGAGCUAAUUGUUGAGAUAAUGUUAGUAUAAUCGAAACAUGUUUGUGCGCCAACGUGUAAAUUUUACGUUACAUAACUGUUUCGCGAAAUUUGUGAAAAACUAAAACAAUGUUUUCUUUAAAAUUGUUACAAAUGCAUAAUGCAACUUAUAAGUGAAGCAAGAUUUAACACAAGUGGUAUUAAUUGAAUGAUACUUUUACAACUGACCACAAUAUAUUAUUAAUUAUAUUACGAGAUUGCAGGACAUUUUAAUCUCAAAAUUAUCAAAACAAAAGACCUUUCAAUACAAAACGAAGCAUAAUAAUGUCAAUACUCCAAAGAAGUAACAACUUAGCGGACGUAAACUAGCCAGAGGUCAUAACGGGGUCAUAAGAAGAGAAGACGUACGCGAACUCGAUGCACCCAACUUGUCGCGCAAAAAAAUGUAUCGUUUAUCGCGCAUUCGGUUGUCAUCGGUCCACGUGCUGAAGCUCGCGCGUCGUCGAUGUAAUCACAUCGUCGUCGUUGUCGCGGCCGUUUUUUUCGGAGAGACGUAGUCGUCUGCUCUCUCUCUUUCUCUCUCUCUCUCUCUCUCUCUCUCUUUUGCCGAGGGAUCUGACAAGUACUUUAAUCAUUUUCAUGGUUUACGGAGCGCGCAGAGUUACGGACACAGCAACCACCACGGGAAUCACUUGGCUUCGCAACACUACUGCUCAAGGCGAAAUGAGUAGCAGCGGUGGACUCGGCGUCGGUGUCGGUGUCGCCGGCGGUCCGACUCUCGCCGCCGCUCAACAGGGUCAAGGAGUGGCCGCACUUCUGGUGAUGCUUGCUGUUCUCUGCUUCAUCUUCGCGUAUUGCUGCUGGGGUGCGCCCUUCUGCCGAUCUCUAUGCAGAAAGUACUGCUGCUGUCGUCUGGAGGAUCCUGAGCCGGAUCCGCGAUUCGGAGGUAGCGACCAAGCUAUGGUGGCAACGCCGACGAUCAUCCUUUUGCCACACGGUAGAAUGCUCGUCGUUGACGGCACAAUUUUCACGCAAUUCCAAACCGAUCCCACAGGUUUAGAUUUAGUAGAACUAGGUGAUAAUGUGUUACGAGCACAGAGAAAUCCACGAAGCUUGAAUCGACAUCAACUGCAGAGCAGUCAAGGUAGCAUUCUCGAAAUGGAUGCCGAAACACCAAGUAAAGAUAGCUUAGGAUCUGUCGGUUGUUUCCCGCCGCCUACUUAUGAAAGUAUUUAUGGCAAAGAAGAAACCGACAUGCCUCCCUCUUAUUCUGACAUUCUUCUGCACAGAUUUGCAAAUCUACCCCAUGAAAUUGACAUGCACGGCUACUGCCGCGAUGGCAAGGAGGAGAUCGAAAUGCAGAGUUUGGAUGGCUGUCCGCACAUCAUCAGUAAUCCGCUAAACUCAAUGCCCGGAUAUCAUCCUUACGCUACAGUGACGAGUUUAUCUAGUCUACAGAGUUAUCCUCGGCGGAAUGUCUCGCGCAAUCCGUCCAUCAUUAGUAAUCCGCUCGACAGUUUCUAUGUGGACAACGAGCUCGGUCUUUAUCGACUCAGCCGAGAGACAAUGCCGCGAGUUUCCAGCAACGACGCGAACCUCGAGACUUUUCGCACAUCCCACGACGAGAUGCUGUUCCGUGUUCCGCUCAACGAAAACGAGAACCAAUGUAACACCGGACGCAAUAAUCACUCAGUUAUCGGUAACGAGCUAAUGAACACAAGGAAUCGCGCUCGUAGCGCCUCCAGGUUGAGCCAAGAUAGCCGCAGGAGUUCAUUGAAUCACGAUAGAGAUCCGCAUCAGAUCUUCGUCAGGUUGUCCGAUUCCGAAGAAAUCGAGGCUGCGCGAGAUAGGCGCGUCGACGAAGACCAGCGACUACUUGGAAUGUAUCGCGAGGAUCAGAACGUCAGGAAUCUGCGGUUGGAUCGCUCCCAAAUGCAGCAUGAGAUCAACCGUAACGUUGACAACGAUUCCAGAUAUUUUGCAAGAAACAGACGGCUAAGCGAUGAAAAUAGAAAUCAGGACGAAGCUGAAGCGGUUCAAUAUCACGACGAAGAAGCUGGUAACUUCGGCGCGCUCGCUGAUAUUCGUGAAAGCAGAGUGUAAUUUGAAAUUUACAUUAAUUGUGCGUAAUUUUUAAAUAACUAAUAAGGAGACACUUUAAGUCAAAUCAAGUUGUCAUAUUUUAAAUGAUUAAAAGCACAUAUGUUCGGUAAAUAAUCGUAUCGUUUAAAAUUGAACAACGAUGUUUUGACAAGAUCUUGAAACGUUUUUGCACAUAGCAAUUAUAUUAUAUAAAAAAAACAACCUAAAUCUUUUUUGAGAAAAGAUCUAACUAGAAAUGAAAAAAAUUACUCAAUAAAUUAUACUACACAAAAUUCUUUUUGACACAUGUUGGAAAAAAAACAUAAAUAUCAAAUACUUUGCAACAUAAAAACGUUUUUCCUGUAGGAAUUUAAUGAUUCAAUCAAUUCAAUUUAAUGAUUCAUCAUCAAAAAUAAUAAGUUAAAAAAUGAAUUAUUAGCAAAGUUCUUUCAAUCCGUCCAGGAUUUUAUAAGCGCAUUUAAGUUCUACGAAUAUAAUAAAAUUUAACUUAUAAUAUAGUUUUCUUUCUUCUUGUAUUUUAUAUGUAAUUAAGCUUACUGUUGAACGAUUGUUUACUUCUUGCAUCAUUUGUAGACUGUAGCAAUUUUGCGAUUUUUAAGUGGGUCUAACCACAUAUUAAAUGCACUUAACAAUUCUAACACUUACGAAAAGAAACGAUAAAGCUAUAAUAAUUACAAUAAGUAAUACAGAAAGAAAAAUAAGACAACGUUUAUAUUAAGAAGAAAGAAGGCUGAAUGAAAUGUAUCGCCACAUUAACAAUACUUUAAGAAACAAAAAGCUGGAUAUUUGUUACAACCAGAACAAUAGCGAAUACGAAAAAUAAUAAAUCGUACUUCAAAACACCAAUGGCUUCAUACACACUUCUUAUAUACACGUCAUAUGAAAAACUAGAAAACAAUACAAACUGUACGCGUUGUCAUUGUUAUCGUGCAUCAAAAAGAAAAAUCAACCGAAACAAAUCUGAAAUAUAUGUAUAUAUACAUAUAUUAUAUGUAUAUGUACAUAUAUUAUAUGUAUAUGUACAUAUAUGUAUAUGUACAUUACUGUGCCUUCCUAGAGAUUAUUUAGAUUGCUACAUAAAUAGUGGACAACGGAGUUUCCGUUACGUUAUUAGUUAUUAUUUUGUUUUUUUUUUAAUUUUAAAUCCGACUAAAGAUAGAAUCUCUUUUACAAGAUACAAUUUUAUCUAAAAACAAUUUCCUCAAAUACAAAAUAUAUCAUUUCUUUUAACGAAAAAAAUAUAUACAGGGUAUCCCAAAUAAAGUGUUACAAGCUGUUUUCUCAGAAUCUAAUAAAGAUAUCAACAAAACUUUUUUUAAAAUUAAAUAGUUCAGUGGGGCUAAUCUUCUAGUGUGUAACAGAUUUUGUUUGGAAGCAAAUGCUAUAAGAGAAAGGGGGCCGCCUAACAUUUUUUUAAACGGAAAGUGGUAUUAAUUUUUUGUUAUUUUAAUAGUUGUCAUCAAACUAAAUAACAUUUACUUCAACCAUUGUUUCUUUAUCGUGCAUAGUUGCGGAGUUUUCGCACAAAUUUGUUGCAAUGAGAAACAUUGGAAAAGCAAAAAGAAAGAAAAAAAACGAAAACUGUCGUUAGUAGUUUCAUUUUAUUAAGUGUUUAAAAUGAUGUCCUUGGACUGCUAAGCACUUAUGAAGUCUUUUACAAAUACUCGCUCACAUUUGAUAACAUUGAAGGAGUAACCGAUGCACACGCAUUUAUUUUCAUGUCUUCUGCAGUUGUAAGAACAGUUACUUUGUAUUUUAUGUAACUCCAUAAAAAGAAAAUAAACCACUAACGAUAUUUUUCGUUUUUUUCUCCUUUUUGCUUUCUCAAUGUUUCUCAUUGCAACAAAUUUUUCGCGAAAACUCCGCAAUUAUGCACAAUAAAAAAAUGGUUCAAGUAAAUGUUAUUUAGUUUGAUGAGAGUUAUUAAAAUAACAAAGAUUAAUACCGCUUUCUAUUUAAAAAAAUGUUGGGUGACCCCUCUUUCUCUUAUAGCAUUUGCUUCUAGACAAAAUCUGUUACACACUAGAAGAUUACUCCUACUGAACGAUUUAAUUUAAAAAAAUGAUAUCUUUAUUAGAUUCAGAGAAAACAGCUUGUAAUACUUUAUUUGGAACACCCUGUAUAUAGAAUUUAUAUAUUGUACAUAUGUUGUUACAUUUAUGAAAAUUUAAUAAACUAACUCGCAAAGCAUAUGGAAGGCAAACCCUUGGUAGAUUAUGUGGUAGAUUACAUAAAUACAUAUAUUAUUAAAUUAUUUCUAAUAUUUAAUUCAAUUUUAAUAUAUAUU
Pseudomyrmex gracilis is the source of this 6359-nucleotide messenger RNA. RefSeq lists its product as uncharacterized. Lineage: Eukaryota; Metazoa; Arthropoda; Insecta; Hymenoptera; Formicidae. The coding region runs from base 2609 to 4072 and encodes 487 amino acids. The record is from RefSeq and is a predicted model, not a curated record. The transcript has 4 exons.